AUGCGUGCCUCAAUCAGUCUGCUUGCGGGCACGGCUGCCCUGGCUCUGGCCGCCCCGGCCAAGCAGCGCCGUCAGGACGGCAAGUUCCAAUGGUUCGGCAUCAACGAGAGCGGUGCUGAGUUCGGCGAUGGCAUCUUCCCCGGUCUCUACAACAAGGACUACAUCUGGUACGACAUGUCGACCGUCGACACGUUCAUCGCGAAGGGCAUGAACAUGUUCCGCCUCAACUUCGCCAUGGAGCGGCUGAUCCCCGACCAGCUGACGGGCGAGCCGGACGCCAACUACAUGGGCAACCUGACGAGCAACAUCGAGUACAUCACGAGCAAGGGGGCGUACGCCAUGAUCCAGCCGCACAACUACGGCCGCUACUACGGCAACAUCAUCACCGACACGGCCGGCUUCAAGCAGUGGUGGAAGACGGUGGCGGCGCCCUUCGUCGACAACGAGCUGGUCGUCUUCGACACCAACAACGAGUUCCACGACAUGGACCAGAACCUGGUGGUGCAGCUCAACCAGGCCGCCAUCGACGGCAUCCGCGAGGCCGGCGCCACGACGCAGUACAUCACGCCCGAGGGCAACAGCUGGACCGGCGCCUGGACCUGGGUGUCGUCGGGCAACGCCGACACCAUGGGCGCCCUCGUCGACCCGGCCACCAACGACACGUCCAAGCUCGUCUUCCAGAUGCACCAGUACCUCGACGUCGACGGCAGCGGCACCCACGAGGAGUGCGUCAGCGCCACCGUCUUCAGCGAGCGCCUCCAGGCCGCCACCGAAUGGCUGCGCGAGACCGGCAACAAGGGUCUGCUCGGCGAGUUCGCCGCCGGCCCCAACGACCAGUGCAUGGCCGCCAUCAAGGACGGUCUCCAGUACCUCAAGGACAACAGCGACGUCUGGACCGGCCACCUCUGCAUCGAACCUCCGAGUGGCACUUCCUACUCCUACUACGCCGACACGCUCGCUCAGUAUGCUUAA
Molecule: messenger RNA, 972 nt
Organism: Lasiodiplodia theobromae
Lineage: Eukaryota; Fungi; Ascomycota; Dothideomycetes; Botryosphaeriales; Botryosphaeriaceae
Product: Glycoside hydrolase family 5
Exons: 2
Coding region: 1-972 (323 amino acids)
Biological process (GO): glucan catabolic process
Molecular function (GO): hydrolase activity, hydrolyzing O-glycosyl compounds
Source: RefSeq, a predicted model, not a curated record